Messenger RNA from Puccinia graminis f. sp. tritici CRL 75-36-700-3, 747 nucleotides. RefSeq lists its product as uncharacterized. Gene Ontology annotation, biological process: DNA repair; regulation of transcription regulatory region DNA binding; DNA damage checkpoint signaling. The coding region runs from base 1 to 747 and encodes 248 amino acids. The transcript is spliced from 5 exons. NCBI's taxonomy places the organism in Eukaryota, Fungi, Basidiomycota, Pucciniomycetes, Pucciniales, Pucciniaceae. Gene Ontology annotation, molecular function: histone H3K79 methyltransferase activity. The record is from RefSeq and is a predicted model, not a curated record. Gene Ontology annotation, cellular component: nucleus.
AUGUUGAGCCGCUGGCCGUUCAAGAAAGCCCAGGACCUCCAGAUCAGAGUCGUCUAUCCUACCGGCGCACACGAACUCUUCCCCUUACUGGUGCCCAAAAACGAUUUGGAUGAAUAUUGUCCUUCGGAUGACCUUCUUAACGUCAUUCAUACCACAGUUACCUACUAUGUAACUGACACUCGACCAGAGCGGUAUUUGCCAGAGCCUGGAGGAUCGGCAACGACCAAGAUCCCACUCUUGGAUGCAUCAUUAAAUUUGAGCUCAAAGCCGCUCUUGAAAGAGCUUGCGAAGACAAUCCAAUUGAAUAACAGGCCGGAGUUUCUGGAGCAGCUUGGCUGGUACAAUUGGGUGAUCAAGUCUCUGGUCGAAGGGAAAGAGAUCGGCCAACAGAUUGGCUCGUUUGUGGGGCCCCAAGUGGAGCUCUUACAGGGGUACGAGACCUGGAGCAGUCAUGUUUAUGGCAAACUCAAGCCCCGGUUCGUCUUGGAGAUCAUCCGGCACGUCGGCCUAAGACUCGGCAUGGUCUUCCUUGACCUCGGCUCCGGCAUCGGUAACAUCGUCAUCGAGGUCGCCCUCAAGGUUGCCUGCGUUGCCGUUGGCUUUGAAAUCAUGUAUGGCUGCGCUAAACUUGCUAACCUUCACCGCUCCAAACUUGUUGGUCGCGCUCACUCCCUGUGGGGUGUCAACCUCGGCACCCCUCUUCUCUUCCAGGCUGACUUCACUAAGGAUACCCAAAUCGCUGAAUGA